Mastomys coucha (southern multimammate mouse) is the source of this 5545-nucleotide messenger RNA. It is a transcript of the gene Arhgef9, whose product is annotated as Cdc42 guanine nucleotide exchange factor 9. The record is from RefSeq and is a predicted model, not a curated record. Gene Ontology annotation, molecular function: guanyl-nucleotide exchange factor activity; protein binding. The coding region runs from base 992 to 2479 and encodes 495 amino acids. Lineage: Eukaryota; Metazoa; Chordata; Mammalia; Rodentia; Muridae. The transcript is spliced from 10 exons.
GCGCAGCUGCAGCAUCUGCUAUUGGCUUGUUCUCUUGUCAGCGUCUCUGUCAGAGACUCACGCUGGCGCCCCCAGUUUCUGCGUGAAUAAAAAGGCAACCUACCGGCUGAGGUGGGGGUGGGGAGAGGAGAGGGAGAGGGCCAGCUAGGAAAGGCUAGGAAGAGUGGCUGGUAGCCUGGAAUCCCUUGAAGAGAGCUAGCAGACGAGAGAGGUCUUAGGAAGCUGAUGAACUAGAAAGAGUAGGGGAGACUGACCGGUAGCCAGCUAGGCAGACGGACGCAUGCCCGGACAGACAGAAGGCUCUGGAGAACUGAUAGGUUCAUUUUGCCUUUCUUUUUGAAAAGCAGGAUUUUGAUUUUUCUGUGGCGCCCAAGAGAGAAUGCUGGACUCUGCUACCUUCAGCUCAAGCUAAGAUUUCUCAGUUAGGAAAGAAAGAUCAGCCCAGUCCCGAGAGGGGGAGGGAAGCAAAACCCCCAGCCUCCAACCCCCUUCCCUCCCCCGGACCAAACUCGGGGACCAAACCCAGACCUUCCCUAACCAUCUGACUUCCUCCUUUCCUUUUUAGCAUGGUGGCUGUAUGGACAGUCUGACAGAACAGAGAUUGACAUCUCCCAAUCUGCCGGCCCCCCACCUGGAACACUACAGUGUUCUGCAUUGCACCAUGACCCUGGAUGUGCAAACUGUAGUCGUUUUUGCCGUGAUUGUAGUCCUCCUGCUUGUCAAUGUCAUACUCAUGUUUUUCUUGGGAACGCGCUGAAUGGAGUCCAGCCACCUGAGCUGUUGCGAACUCUCACUUUGAUUUCAUCCCAAGAGCCUCUGAGGGGGAAAAAAAUCAAGAGAGACAGUUUGAGACAGGGAAAGAGAGGGAGAGAAAGAACAAGCUUUCUUACUCAGGGGGGAAAACGUUUUGAGCUUCAACAUGGCCUCGCUGUGAUAUCUGAUCACUGGAGAUUCCAUCGUUAGUGCUGAGGCAGUAUGGGAUCACGUCACCAUGGCCAACCGGGAGUUGGCAUUUAAGGCUGGCGACGUCAUCAAAGUCUUGGAUGCUUCCAACAAGGAUUGGUGGUGGGGCCAGAUCGACGAUGAGGAGGGAUGGUUUCCUGCCAGCUUUGUGAGGCUCUGGGUGAACCAGGAGGAUGGGGUGGAGGAAGGGCCCAGUGAUGUGCAGAAUGGGCACCUGGACCCCAACUCAGACUGCCUUUGUCUGGGCCGGCCUCUACAGAACCGGGACCAGAUGCGGGCCAAUGUCAUCAAUGAGAUCAUGAGCACGGAGCGUCAUUACAUCAAGCACCUCAAGGACAUUUGCGAGGGCUACCUGAAGCAGUGCCGAAAGAGAAGGGACAUGUUCAGUGACGAGCAGCUAAAGGUCAUCUUUGGAAACAUUGAAGACAUCUACAGAUUUCAGAUGGGCUUCGUGAGAGACCUGGAGAAGCAGUACAACAAUGAUGAUCCCCACCUCAGCGAGAUAGGACCCUGCUUCUUAGAGCAUCAAGAUGGAUUCUGGAUAUACUCUGAAUAUUGUAACAAUCACCUGGAUGCGUGCAUGGAACUCUCCAAGCUGAUGAAGGACAGCCGCUAUCAACACUUCUUUGAGGCCUGCCGCCUCCUGCAGCAGAUGAUCGACAUUGCUAUUGAUGGUUUUCUUUUGACUCCAGUACAGAAGAUCUGCAAAUAUCCCUUACAAUUGGCCGAGCUCCUAAAGUAUACUGCCCAAGACCACAGUGAUUACAGAUAUGUCGCAGCUGCUUUGGCUGUUAUGAGAAAUGUGACUCAGCAGAUCAAUGAACGCAAGCGAAGGCUGGAGAAUAUUGACAAGAUCGCGCAAUGGCAGGCCUCUGUCCUAGACUGGGAGGGAGAGGACAUCUUAGACAGGAGCUCGGAGCUCAUCUACACUGGAGAGAUGGCCUGGAUCUACCAGCCCUAUGGCCGCAACCAACAGAGAGUCUUCUUCCUGUUUGACCACCAGAUGGUCCUCUGCAAGAAGGACCUAAUCCGGAGAGAUAUCCUAUACUACAAGGGGCGCAUUGAUAUGGAUAAAUAUGAGGUAAUUGAUAUUGAAGAUGGCAGAGAUGAUGACUUUAAUGUCAGCAUGAAAAAUGCUUUCAAGCUUCAUAACAAGGAAACCGAAGAAGUGCAUCUGUUCUUUGCCAAGAAACUGGAAGAGAAAAUACGUUGGCUUAGAGCUUUCAGAGAAGAGAGGAAAAUGGUACAAGAAGAUGAAAAAAUUGGCUUUGAGAUUUCUGAAAAUCAGAAGAGACAGGCUGCAAUGACUGUGAGAAAAGCCUCUAAACAGAAAGGUGUCAACUCUGCCCGCUCAGUUCCUCCUUCCUACCCACCGCCACAGGACCCGUUAAACCAGGGCCAGUACCUGGUCCCCGAUGGCAUCGCUCAGUCUCAAGUGUUUGAGUUCACUGAACCGAAACGCAGCCAGUCACCAUUCUGGCAAAACUUCAGUAGGUUAACCCCCUUCAAAAAAUAAUACCUAUAGGAAGGCAGAUAAUUUUAAAAUAAAUAAAAUUAUAUUUAUAGAUGGACCUUUUUUUCGGAGAAGCACUGUUGAAAAUUUAUAUAUAUAUAUAUAAAAUGUGUAUGUGUGUGAGAGAGUGAGUGUGUGUGUGUGUGCGUGUGUGUGCACACAUACAUGCAUGCGCACACACAUAGACCUUUACGUAUACACAUGUGUGUGUGUGGGCAUGUGUGCACAUAUGCAUGCACAUGCAUGCACACAUACAUACAUAUACACACACAGAGGAGGACCAAAACCAUUUUCUGUUGUUUUGGGGAAUUGAAAUCUAUAGUUGGUAAGAAGUACCACUGAUUUCCAAACAUGUAAUCACUUCUUAAAAUUUUUAGUUCUUAACCUUGUUCCUCUCCCCCUUACUCUUUGUUCUUUUUCCUGUUAAGAUAACUUAUUCGCUCCUCUAGUUCACUGACCUGUCAUUAUUACCAUAGAGUAUUUACAUUGUUUUAUUCCCCUUUCCUUAUGCUACUGAUGCUGAUAACUUUUGAAUUUAAUUUAUGUAGUGGGUUUGGGAUUUCAUUUCUCUCCCUGUCACUGUUCACUGAGAAGGAGAGGAUAUUCCCAUCUCCUGUUCCUCAUGCACCCAUCUGCAAAUGUUCCUGUAGCCCUGCAGUUAUACCAACAGCCUUUUCCCAGCAUCCUGUGUCCACAAUUGUGCCAGUCUAGACAUGCUCUGUUGUGCCCUGUGACUUAUCUGCUUGGUAUUUCUAUUGCUUUCACUGUUUUAGGUAUUGUGGAAGGAUAUAAAACCAAACAGAAACAAAGGAGUGAAAAAAAAGUAAUGAGAGUAGAGAAGUCUUCUGUUAGGGGGAUAGUUUUUAUUUAGGUGAUUUCUUCUAGCACUGAGAAUUCCCAUGUUACAGCAAUGCUAAGCCAUAGAAGGAUUUCACCUAAGAGUUAGUUUGGGUCCAUUAGUCUCUUUUUCAAGCCUCUUUUAUUAUGGAUCUCCUUUUCAGCCUAUCUCUUCCCUAGGCAAAAGGUUUAACUAAACUAGUAACGAAGAAAUUGAGACUUUGCAUCAUGGGGAAGAGAUUUAUCUCCACCCCAUAACCCAUAGAUAGUAGGUAGGUGUCAGGUAGGGCUCUCUAUAUAGUGUUCUGGUCAUCCCUGCUUCCAUUUUCAGAUUCAUAAGGCAUCACUGUUAGAAGUUUAUGGAGGAGUUCAAGAGAAAAACCUGCUUGGCCAAGUUCAUUAGCCACCUUCAGAUUAACCUGAAAAGAGUUCAAGGUUGACAACUACAUCAUAUAGGGACCAUCAGGAAAAGAGAAAGGCUUGAUCUAAGAUAAUAUACCUGUAAUUUGCAUCACUGACAUUAUAAGAAACAUCCCCAAUUGUUAGCAAAUUGCAUGGAUAAUCUUCUCUGUCUCCUUCUUUGCCCUUACUGUCUUCCUGGUAGAGGAUUAUGAGUAUUGGCAUAUUAGAGCCAUUCUAGCACUCAAAGUAGCCUUUGUUCCUGACAGACUCCUAUCCCAGGACAACUGAGGCAAGUGAUAGAGAAGCCUGGGGCUACCUUAACAUCUGAGGGAAAAAAAGAUCUGAGGUAGAACACUGAAGUUAAUUCUUGUCAGGUUUUCCAUUUGACCAGAAUGUUUCCCACAAAAAUCAGAAUCCCCAUGAGUACAAGAGUGCUUAUUCUUUGUCAUUUAGCCCUUUGUAUGGCUAGAGAUUGGAGCAAGAAAACUAGAAUAUAAAGGAGUGUGAAAACCCACCCUAUCCAGGAAUCUGGAGAUUGAGUCUGUCCUGGACCUCACAAGAAAAGACUUUUAUAUAUAUAUAAAAUAAGCUUAUAUAUAUAUAUAAGCUUACCAAGCAGCAACCAUAGCUGUAUGAGGUCUUCAAUAAAGCUGAAUUUGUACUUCCUGACCUAGAUUAAGCCCUACCCCUGAGAUUCUUUCCCUAUGGAAAACAAAUUACACGUUGUUGUCAGACUUCGUAGUUAUCAAGGCUAGCUAGCAGAACACCAGGGCUCGGGACUGGCUAUCACUGCUCAGCAUAUGGUAGAGCUACAUAAGCCCUUAUGGCAAGAAAUCUGGUAUCUAGCACAUGGACUACAAACUGAAAUGUGGCAAACUGAAAUGUGUUUCACUUCCUAUGCAGGCCUCCCUUAUUGUACCUUCAUUUCCUACUUUCGACCCACUCUCACUAGGCUUGGCCUUGGCAACUUUCUCCAGUGGUUAGGAGCACACCAGGAGGGCUUGUUUUGAAAGGUUUCUAGAUCUAUAGUAUCUUUUGGCCAGACCCUCUCAUUCUCUUCCCCUUUCUGAGUCCAACAUUCAAGGCUCCCAGAUCAGGGGUAUUACCUCUCAUCAUCCUGUUUCUCCAUCCAGUCCACUGGCCUAACAAGAUGUAAUAAUUUGUGAAGGCACUAUCAAUUCUGCUCUCCUUUGAUUGGAAUGCCCUGCUCCACCCCCACACCUAUGGCUCAAAGUAGAUCAGUGGCCAGUAGCCCAAAGGGAAACAUUAAAUCCCUGGACUCAGUAGCUAAACCUGUUGCAUCUCCACAGCCAUAUAAUCCCUUCCCCCAAACUUUAUAAUUUUCCUGUUUCUGCAUGCCCCUGUACUCCCCUUUCCUCAAUUCAAUGAGGCCUGAAUUUUCUUUCCAAAAGAGUUUUGGGAGUUUGUUCUUUGAGUUCUACUGUAGGGAGGUCCUAAAUACAGAAAUACAAUUUUUCUCUCUUUCUCUCACCCACUUUCUAUGUGUAUAUCUUUAAUUGAUCUAUUAAGGACAGCAACAAGAGAGUUCUAACAAUUCUAGUAUGAAGCCAAAUAGUGAUAUUUUAGUGCUUUGGGGGUGGGGCGGGCUGGGUGAAUAGAUGGGCAACAGUGAUUUUGACUACCCCUGCUGCUCUGCAUUUGCCGGUUUAUUCUUUUGUUUCUAUUAUCUGACUGUUUGACUCUGUCAAACAAGUGUCAAAAUUGUGUAUUUGGAAAUGUUUAACAACAACAACAACAAAAAAAAGAUGUUGUAAUGACAUAAAGCCUUAUGAAAAUAUUUAUGGAGUUCAAUAAAAGAAGUAAAAAGAA